Messenger RNA from Mercurialis annua (annual mercury), 3412 nucleotides. RefSeq names its product ATP-dependent DNA helicase Q-like 5. The record is from RefSeq and is a predicted model, not a curated record. The transcript has 19 exons. Lineage: Eukaryota; Viridiplantae; Streptophyta; Magnoliopsida; Malpighiales; Euphorbiaceae. Gene Ontology annotation, cellular component: chromosome; nucleus; cytoplasm. The coding region runs from base 35 to 2743 and encodes 902 amino acids. Gene Ontology annotation, molecular function: nucleic acid binding; four-way junction helicase activity; ATP binding. Gene Ontology annotation, biological process: double-strand break repair via homologous recombination.
AGGGUUUAGUCGAAUUUAUAAUUUUCCCUCCAAAAUGGAUUCCGACACCGACUCCGACGGUUCUCACAUCUCCGCCACUCCACCUCCGCCUUCUCCUCCACCGCCACCUCCACCACGACCUUUACCUUCUUCUCACAAAUCCAAAACCAAACUCAAAUCCAACUCCACUUCAAAAAAACCACCUCCUAAACCGGAACCUGUACCAGAACCGGAACCCGAACCAUACAUUUCACCGGUCUCCACCUUCCCGUUCCAAAUCCGUCACCGUUUCGUUCAAAACCAUAGUUCUUCUCCGCUUUCCAUUGAAACCCUACCCGCCGGUUACUUCUCAAAAUCAGCCUCGUUCACAAAAUUAAAAAAAUCGUCUCUCAAUUUCGAGCCAAUCGAAAACAAUCCUGGCCGUUCAUCGUCUUCCGAUUGUGUUAAUCAAGAAGUUAAAGCCAGCAGUCUCUUAAAGAAGAAGCAUCAUCUCAAUUUAAUCGGAGGUAGCGCGCCGUUACCGCCGCCGGCAAAGCUGCGGAAAUGCAGUAACGGCAGUGAAGGUAAUUUCGUCAAACUUAACAUCAAUCGAAAUUUUAAUAACCGUAAGUUUAUGAACAAGAAGAGAACCACAACUAGGUCAUCUUAUAGAAGAAAAAGUUAUAAAAAAAGGAAUGAUAAAAAUGGCGGCGGUGAUGAUGAGGAGGGCGAAUUGGUCUCGAGAAUUAUACGUGGAGAACAGGAGGCGGUGAAGGAGGGCGAUAAGGCGGUUGAUGAGUCGGUUUCUGCUGUGAGAAAUGAGGGUUCGGAUGAGAAUUUGGUGAAAUUGUUGAAUGUGAUGUAUGGUUAUGAUUCGUUUAGAGAGGGGCAAUUGGAAGCUAUUAGAAUGGUACUUGAUGGGAAGUCUACCAUGUUGGUUUUACCGACGGGUGCUGGUAAAUCUCUUUGUUAUCAGAUACCGGCUGUUAUUUUGGAGGGGAUUACGUUGGUUGUGAGUCCAUUAGUAGCUUUAAUGAUUGAUCAGUUUAAACAUCUGCCUAGCGCCAUACGUGGUGGUCUUUUGUGCAGUAGUCAGACUGCCGAAGAGGCUGCUGAGACCCUCAGGUUAGUCCAAGAAGGCACCAUAAAGGUGCUUUUUGUUUCACCGGAGAGGUUUUUAAAUACUGAAUUCUUGUCGUUUCUUUCUGCCACUUGUGUAUCACUUCUUGUUGUAGAUGAAGCUCAUUGUAUUUCAGAAUGGUCUCAUAAUUUCCGGCCCUCAUACAUGCGGCUCAGGGCAUCUUUACUUUGUUCUAGUCUCAAAGUUGGAUGCAUUCUAGCAAUGACUGCAACUGCCACUACCACAACUUUAAAUUUUGUCAUGUCUUCAUUAGAUAUUCCUUCCUCCAAUCUUGUUCAAAACUCUCAGUUGAGGGAUAACCUAAAAUUAUCUGUUUCUUUGAGUGGAAAUAGAAUGAAAGAUUUGCUGAUGUUGAUCAAGUCUUCACAGUUUAAGGAGGUCAAGAGUAUCAUUGUGUAUUGCAAAUUUCAGUUUGAAACUGAUAUAGUAAGCAGAUAUUUAUGUGAUAACAAUAUAUGUGCAAAGAGCUACCACAGUGCUAUUCCUUCUAGGGAACGUGCUCGUACACAGGAAUUAUUCUGCUCUAACAAGAUUAGCGUGGUUGUCGCAACAGUAGCAUUUGGCAUGGGGCUUGACAAAAGAGAUGUUGGAGCUGUAAUUCAUUAUAGUCUGCCAGAAAGCUUGGAAGAGUAUGUUCAGGAGACCGGACGUGCUGGACGGAAUGGAAAAUUGUCCUACUGCCAUCUCUUUUUUGAUGAUUCCACUUACUACAAGCUUCGAAGUCUUAUGCACAGUGAUGGGAUAGAUGAAUAUACUGUAAGCAAGUUUCUAACUGCAGUGUUUACCAACUGCACAUGUGGGACUAUUUGUUCAAUAAUUAAAGAUUCUGCAUCUCGAACAUUUGAUAUGAAAGAAGAGGUAAUGGUUACACUUUUAACACAGUUGGAGUUAGGUGAAGUGCAGUACUUGCGUCUACUGCCAGAGCUAAAUGUAACUUGCACUUUGAAUUUCUAUAAGACUGCCCCAGGGCUGCUGGCUGACAAGGAUAUAGUUGUUUCAGCAAUUCUGAAGAAGUCUGAAUCAAAGCAAGGGCAAUAUGUGUUCGACAUACCUACUGUUGCGAACAGUAUCGGGGUUACAACUGCUGAACUAUCAAAUCACUUGCAGAAUCUAAAGUUGAAGGGAGAAGUAACGUACGAGGCUAAGGAUCCGGCUUUUUGUUAUUCAAUUGUGGAAGUUCCUGGGGAUUUUUGCUCUCUCUCAUCCCAUCUUACAAGAUGGUUAUCAGAGAUUGAAUGUCUUAAGGUCAGAAAGUUAGAUGCAAUGUACAAUGCUGCAGUUUUUUCUAUAAACAAGUGUGACAAGAUGCAAGGUUGCAGUGAUGCCGACCAUACACCUUGUUUGCAGAGAAAGAUUUUGGAUUACUUCAAAGAUGAUAGUGGAUGUGAUAUCUCAAAUAAGAUGCGUCAAAGUAGCCCAUAUUUGCGAGCAGAUAUAAAGGUUUUUCUGCAGAGCAACUCACAUGUUAAAUUUACCCCCAGAUCCAUAGCAAGGAUAAUGCAUGGCAUUCCUAGCCCAGCCUAUCCAUCUGCAACUUGGUCAAAAACUCAUUUCUGGGGAAGGUAUAGUGAGGUAGACUUCCAAGUCCUUAUAGAAGCUGCACAGAUGGAAUUAAUGAAAUCUGCUGGAAAAGAAGCAACCUAACGUUUGAAUUCUCGAUAUGCUGUCGUAUAAAACUAUAGGAGGCAUAAUAAUUGAAGGGCGUGUCAUAAUUGGAACUCUCAUUGGUUAAUCAAAGGCAUUGCUCUUGCUCUUGCUGAGCAGAUUUCUUUUAGAUUAUGAGAAGCAGAACUUAAUUUGUUUCCAUGCAGAGCUUUAUUGACGGUGAAUUGGUGAUUAGAAUUGCAAUUUACAGAAGGAGAAUAAAUCAAGUAAGCAUGCUUUAAAUUAUUGCAGAGUUAUGCUCAUUUGGAUUUUCAAGUGAUCAUGGAGGAAGCUGCAAAGACCGACAGGUUAAUGAUUUUUGAAACAUCAAGUUCUUGAUUGAAAAAUCAAGCAAUUAAGGUUUUCGAUAGUAAGAUUAGUGUAUUUAUUGUCGUAUUAGUGGUAUGAUUAGUUUAUUGGUUGGGUAAGUUGAUAAUGACGUGAAGCUGAAGGAAUCUGGAUUAUGCUUAGGUUUCUUUUAUUUAGUAAAUCAUAUCUUAUAAAAUUAGGUCAAAAAUAACUCAAUAGAGACUGAAUUCAACUUGUUUAAUUGCUCUGUACCGUACGCAAGGUGAUGUCGUGACUUGUGAAAAAACUUGAAACUUAUGAGAGAUUCUUUUAUUUCUCAAUAUCAAAUGGAAAAAUAGCUAGUCAAACCUUAAAAUUUUA